Cornus florida is the source of this 2768-nucleotide messenger RNA. Its product is annotated as protein JOKA2. The record is from RefSeq and is a predicted model, not a curated record. The transcript has 8 exons. NCBI's taxonomy places the organism in Eukaryota, Viridiplantae, Streptophyta, Magnoliopsida, Cornales, Cornaceae. The coding region runs from base 309 to 2555 and encodes 748 amino acids. Gene Ontology annotation, molecular function: protein binding; zinc ion binding.
ACCCGAAAGGCCCAACUCCGUCUAUAAAUAUUGGGUGUACAGAGGAGAGAGAGAGAGUGUGUGUUUGUGUAGAGAGAGAAACGCGGCUCACGGCUACGCGCGCCUGAAUCUAUGCUAGUUAUCUCUGAGAAUCAGUCUUCUUAUCCGUAAUUACCUACCAUUUCGCUCUGAAAUUUGAAGGAUUCCUACGAGUCUGUUGAUUUUAGGGUUAGGGUUUCGAAUUUUUUUUUUUCUCAGUUGAAAUCGUGAAAGGAUCUCUUGCGGCUUACCUGGAACGCUUUGGGACUGUUGUUUGAAGGUUCUUAACUAUGGAGUCCACUAUAGUGAUCAAGGUUAAAUAUGGAGAAACACUUCGACGCUUCAGUGCUCGUGUUGACGAAAAUGAACAUUUAGAUCUUGACAUGGGUGGAUUGAGAGGGAAGGUCCUUGGUCUCUUCAAUUUCUCUCCUGAUGCUGAUCUUACACUUACAUAUGUUGAUGAAGAUGGUGAUAUUGUAGCACUUGUUGAUGAAGAAGACCUGCAUGAUGCCGUUAGGCAGUCCCUGAAUCCCUUGAGGAUUACUGUAAGGUUGAACACAGAGAGGGUUGGUAGGUCUUAUGCAAGAUCUAGUGGAAGUUCUACCCCAAGGAGGUCACCUCAAGUUCAACAUCUAUUACCAAAAUUGAACACUGGUGUUACUGACAUUUUGAAAUCUGUACCAGAGCCAUUCCUUGAAGUACUUUCAAAAUUGUCGGCUGACUUGGCUUCUAAAGCUGCAUCCUCUGCUCCAGGGCUUGCUGAACUUGUCUCAAAGGCGGGACAAACCUACCAUAAUCCAGUUUCCAAUUCUCCGGCUGCUGCAGAAUCUAGCACACCAAGUGGCGUUUAUGGUAAUACCAUGAGUUCGUCUGCUUUAAAGGAUGACAGGGCCACAUCGGAUACCUUGCCAAAGUUGAAAGUUGAAGAGCCAGCUCCUAAAAACAAUCAGGAUGUGGAGGUUGGAAAUGUAAACGGCGUUGUGGGGGCCUCAGUAAAGCCAGUGUCUGGCUCUGUGGAUAGGAGGUCUGUUGGUUCUGCGUCAGUAGGUUUAAUGCCAAAUGCACCUAAAAUUCCCUUGGGUGACUUUAAGGAGAAGGAAAAGUCUACUGAAUGUAAUUUUGGAUGGAAGUCUGUUGGUGUUGGUGCUUCUAAUGAGGGGAUUACUUUAGCAAGUGACUCAGCUGCGACUAAUGCUCAGUUUGCUCCACGUGUUUAUCCAUUUAAAAGGAGCAACAACCGCAGUGAUGGCAUGGGAGGUGUGUUCCAUAGGGGUGUUCGCUGCGAUGGCUGUGGUGUUCACCCAAUAACUGGACCACGAUUCAAGUCUAAACAAAAAGAGGAUUAUGACCUGUGCAGUAUCUGCUUCUCAGUAGUGGGAAAUGAAGUUGAUUACAUCAGAAUGGAUCGUCCUGUAUCUUAUCGUCCUCCGUGGUCCUUUAAGGGGGGGUUGUAUUAUCCUAUGCAGCAACCUUAUGUUCGUCCUCCAACGCUACCACAUGCCUUGAGAGGUUGUGCGAUGAAGCCAAAUCGACCCAAGCUUGACAGUCGCUUCAUUCGGGAUGUUAAUGUUCUUGAUGGUACUGUCAUGGCCCCAUCAACACCGUUUACCAAGAUUUGGCGCAUGCGGAACAAUGGUACUAUAAUGUGGCCCCAGGGAACACAGCUUGUGUGGAUUGGGGGGGAUAGGUUAAGCGAAGCACUUUCUGUUGAGGCAGAGAUUUCUCCGGCUGGUCUGUCUGCGAACAAGGAGCUCGAUAUUGCAGUUGACUUUACUGCUCCUGAACUUCCGGGACGGUACAUCUCAUAUUGGAGGAUGAAGGCUCCAUCUGGUCAAAAAUUUGGGCAGCGUGUUUGGGUUCUCAUCCAGGUUGAUGCGACACUGAAGGACUCGGUGUAUGAUAGCUUUCAAGGCUUGAACUUGAAUCUGCCUCCUAGCAGCAAUGGUUUGGCAGGCCCUGGAAUUGAAAAUGCGGGCAUAGAUCCCAUGGUGGAUGAUAGCAUUUUGGAGCCUGAGAAUAACAUGGCUGAUGUAUCAGUCCAGCCAUUAGGUGACGAACACCCAAACAAGAACCCAGAGCCACAUUUACCUGUUGAUGGUACUUCUCCACUUGGUGAUGGUGUUUCAAACCCUGUUCCUCUGGAGUCUUCUUCAGUAUCAUAUCCCAUUAUUGAUUUGUCUGAUGUAGCACCGACUGCUCCUCCUCAAGCCCUAUCUCCUGUUACAAAUCUGCCCACAUCUGCUCAAGGUGUCAGUGGGAGCGAUGAUGUUGAGCAGACCCUCCUCAGAGAACUCGCGGAGAUGGGCUUCAGGCAGGUUGAUCUGAACAAGGAGAUCUUGAGGAUGAAUGAAUAUGAUUUGGAGCAAUCAGUGGAUGUUCUAUGCGGUGUUUCUGAAUGGGAUCCAAUGCUUGAGGAGCUGACGGAGAUGGGUUUCAGUGAUAAAGAAGUGAACAAGAGGCUGCUGAAGAAGAACAAUGGGAGUAUCAAGCAUGCGGUCAUGGAUCUAAUUGCUGGAGAGAGGAAGGAGGAGGCAUAAUAGCCAAAGAAGCUUGUUAUUCUGUAUGAAUAGCACACACAAACAUAUAUAUAUAUUAUAAAUAAAUUCAGGGCUUGCUUGUAGAAACGUUAUGAUGCUAGUUUUCACUGGUUUCUUGUGGGACGUUUUCCUUUAUUGUGACCUAGAUUACAAAAUUGAACGUUUUAAAUAAAUAUAUCUAUAUAUUUUAGUAUUGGCUUUAGCUUUUUACAA